Labrus bergylta (ballan wrasse) is the source of this 2822-nucleotide messenger RNA. It is a transcript of the gene gnai2b, whose product is annotated as guanine nucleotide binding protein (G protein), alpha inhibiting activity polypeptide 2b. Lineage: Eukaryota; Metazoa; Chordata; Actinopteri; Labriformes; Labridae. Gene Ontology annotation, biological process: G protein-coupled adenosine receptor signaling pathway; adenylate cyclase-inhibiting G protein-coupled receptor signaling pathway; gamma-aminobutyric acid signaling pathway. Gene Ontology annotation, cellular component: heterotrimeric G-protein complex. Gene Ontology annotation, molecular function: G protein-coupled receptor binding; G-protein beta/gamma-subunit complex binding; GTPase activity. The record is from RefSeq and is a predicted model, not a curated record.
ACAAACGCAGAGGACUGCUGCUGGCACAGCGCCCACUGCAGUCUGCACACCGCACUGUAAAAAAUCUCGCCUCACUGUGCUGUCACACUUAAUUGGUUCCACACAAACUGACGCGGAGAGCUCACCUGCUUUAAUUGGACUAUCGCGACAAGUCAAGCCAAGUGACGUCUGGUCGCCUACUCCAAAUUGUCGUAGGAGUAUCUUGGCGAGUCCAAUUGGGCAACCAGGACUGCGGUAGUGAGCAAACCGAGGCGCACGCUGCUCACCAGGCCGACAGGAGAAGAGUGAGGGUGCAGCAGAGCAACGAGCUCAGGCAUCCCAGCGUGUUAAGGAUGCAGGACAGAUGGAUCUGAGCGAAAACAUAAUGGACCAGCCAUAACAGCCUGAGAUCCUGCAAAACAAACCAACACGAAUUGGGUGCUUUGAGCUUCUCAUCCAACAGGAGAUCAAUCAUUUUUACGUGUGGGUAAAAACUCUGGAUUUGGCUGUUUCCCUCUUUGAAAGCCUUUGCUCCAUAUUCCGCUGGCACGCUGAGAUCACAAACAUCUGAGCCUUCUUUUUUUGUUUUGCGCAAGUGGUGUGUGCGCUCCUGCGUUUUGGAGCCAUGGGCUGUACGGUGAGCGCCGAAGAUAAGGCAGCCGCGGAGAGGUCAAAGAUGAUCGACAAAAACCUCCGAGAGGACGGAGAGAAGGCGGCCAGAGAAGUGAAACUGCUUUUAUUAGGUGCUGGGGAGUCAGGGAAGAGCACAAUUGUAAAGCAGAUGAAGAUCAUCCAUGAAGAUGGCUACUCAGAAGACGAGUGUAAGCAGUACCGGGCAGUGGUUUACAGUAACACCAUCCAGUCUAUUAUGGCCAUAGUUAAAGCCAUGGCCAGCCUCAAGAUAGACUACAGCAACACAUCCAGAUUGGAUGAUGCUCAGCAGCUCUUCGCUCUGUCAGCAGCUGCUGAGGAGCAGGGCAUCUUUCCUGAUGAACUGUCCAGCGUGAUCAGGCUCUGGGCUGACAGUGGCAUACAGAGCUGCUACACACGGUCCCGAGAGUACCAACUCAAUGACUCCGCAGCAUAUUACCUCAAUGAUCUGGAGAGGAUAGCUAAGGCUGAUUACAUCCCCACCCAGCAGGAUGUGCUGCGAACUCGUGUCAAGACCACAGGCAUUGUGGAGACUCACUUCACUUUCAAGGAACUUCACUUCAAGAUGUUUGAUGUCGGAGGCCAGCGCUCGGAGAGGAAGAAGUGGAUCCACUGCUUUGAAGGAGUGACGGCCAUUAUUUUCUGUGUUGCACUGAGUGCGUAUGACCUGGUGCUGGCUGAGGACGAAGAGAUGAACCGAAUGCAUGAGAGCAUGAAGCUGUUCGACUCCAUCUGCAACAACAAGUGGUUCACUGAGACCUCCAUCAUCCUCUUCCUCAACAAGAAGGAUCUGUUUGAGGAGAAGAUCACCCGCAGCCCCCUCGCCAUAUGCUUCCCAGAAUAUACAGGAGCGAACAAGUUCGAUGAAGCAGCAGGUUACAUUCAGACCAAGUUUGAGGACCUGAACAAGAAGAAGGACACAAAGGAGAUAUACACACACUUCACCUGUGCCACUGACACCAAGAACGUGCAGUUUGUGUUUGACGCUGUUACCGAUGUCAUCAUCAAGAACAACCUGAAAGACUGUGGUCUUUUCUAAAGGAUGAUGCCUGACGCACACAGACUGCAUGAGAGACUGCAACAGCCAUGUGAUGAUUACUGCUUUUCAUAAUGAAAACCAUAACAGACUUGACUUCUGGAGGGGGAAACCAUAAAAAAAAAAUUAAAAAAAAUCAAUAAUCACUGAUAGCAACCUUCACAUUCUUUGCCUAUUGUGUUGAUGUUCAUUUUCAGUUCUAUAUUUCUUUCUGCAAUGUACAGGGCUUCUCAUACUAUUUAUACUGAGCAACUUUGAGAUAGAUAUUUGACCUGAGGCCCAUUCAGCAACAAUCUCUCAACAAUCAGAAGCACUCAACUGAGAAAAUAAGUAACAUAUGUUAUAUUAUCCAAUUGGUUUGGGUGGAAAAUAAUAAGUGGAAGAUUUUAAACUAUCUGUACAACAUGCUGCAAUCUCGUAAUGCAGCAUGGCCAAUCAAAAUCAAUAUGUGUCAUCCUUAAAAAGGACCAGUUGGAGAACAACCUGUUGAAAUCUUUUUCAUCCAACUUUUUGUACAAGUUUUAAUUUGAGUUCUUUUUGCUUCCAUUUCAACGUUUGAAGUUUAUAAAGAGAAUGCAGAAUGGAAUCAACACCUUUUUAAAAAAUAAAAACACAUUCACAUUAAGUUGCCAUUGUAUGAACCUUUCCACUGCAUAGAGCUUAUUUUGAAGAAGAAGACAACCCCGCAUGGAGAACAAAACUGGAUGAAGGGAAAAUGUUUUGUUUUGUACAAUGUUUACACAGACUCGAUAUCCACACUUGUACUAUAGUCAUCGUUUUGCAUGACUGCCAAUAGAUUAGCUCGCACCCCCACAGACUGAACAACAUUCCUUCACUUCUUUAAUGAAACAGUUGUUAUGAUAUCUGCAAGUUUUUAAGUGGUUUUGUCUGUUCCUUACACUGUUCUGUACUGUUUCUUUUAUUCAGUCUCUUUUUAGUUUUACAUGUUUGUGCCUUGAUAUCUGUUUACACUCGUUCAUUAGACUCAUAUUAUCUCCAUAGUGUGAAUUAGGGCUAUUUCUACUCCACCUCCGUUCACAUUACCCAUGGUUUCAGACUCACCAAACACAGAGACAACUGGAUGAGACUUGUUUAAUAAUGGAAUAAGAUCAAAGUCAUUCACUUGUUUAAUGUAAAUAAAAGUUUUCUCACCUUA